This is a messenger RNA of Trichomycterus rosablanca, 1538 nucleotides long. RefSeq lists its product as uncharacterized. The transcript has 7 exons. The record is from RefSeq and is a predicted model, not a curated record. NCBI's taxonomy places the organism in Eukaryota, Metazoa, Chordata, Actinopteri, Siluriformes, Trichomycteridae. The coding region runs from base 356 to 1051 and encodes 231 amino acids.
UGUAGUAAAAAAUCAGGUAAAAAAAAAAAGACGAUGAUUAAAAAUGAAGGUAAAAUAAUUCAGGUGAUAAAAAUUCAGGUCAUGGAAAUUCAGGUCGUGAAAUUUCAGGUAGUGAAAAUUCAAGGAAACAUCCGGGGUACUCGGGAAGAGCAAACAAGCGCAGAUGUAAUCGAACGUGCACCUGGCCAAUAACAAAACACCUCUAAGGUCAUAGGGAGGGGCGUCUUUGAUCACGGAGUGUAUAUAUGCUGAUGGAGGAGCACAUGGAGAGCUAUGGCUGAGGAGCAGAUCAACCGAGCCUUUCCAAUACAAUAUUGUAAUAUUUGGUGGUAUCGAUGGCUUUUCAAGGAAGAUUAUGUAUCUCGAUGCCGCUGCAAACAACAGGGCUUCUACAGCAUAUGCAUUCUUCUUAGAUGGUGUGAGGAAGUUCGGAUGGCCUUACAAAGUGAGAUCAGAUCAGGGCGUGGAGAACGUGGACAUUGCUCAGGCGAUGUUUACUGUACGAGGAACCGGGUGUCGAAGCUUUAUAUCUGGCAAAAGUGUCCACAAUCAGAGAAUAGAACGCCUGUGGCGUGAUGUGUGGUUAGCCGUCACGCAACUGUACUAUGGUGUUCUUCACGAUCUGGAAGAAGAUGGCCUUCUUGACAUCACCAACAGCUUGCACCUCUACUGUGUUCACUACACAUUUCUGCCACGACUGAAAGAUGAUCUGUCCAGGUUUACACACGGCUGGGAUAACCAUCCAAUCCGAACUGAACAAAACAUGACACCAAAUCAGCUGUGGCACCUUGGCCUCAUGCAGAAUCCAGUCAGAGAACCAGAAAUGUCAGAGGGAAUUCAGAUUGAUGCCAUUGACUGGGAAGAUUCCGGAUUGACUGUACAAGAACCAAACCAAGGCAUCGUCCUGCCAGACUUAGACUGUCCACUGGAUCCUGAGAGCUUUGAGCUGCUUAGGUUAGCUGUACAACCAACUGCCUCAUCGGAUAGCUUUGGCCGUGAUAUCUAUCUGAUGUGUAUAAGUCACGCUUUUUAUCUGUUGGAGACCCGUUAGGUCUAGAAUUAAGGCAUCCCAAUCCUGCUUCUGGACCUAUAGCGCUGCACAUUUCAACUUUCAACCAGAAAACUGAUGUACAGGGUCCGGCAUAUUUACGGGCUUGUGAAUGAGCUCUUUCUGCUGAACUUUUUUUUUUUUUUAAAGGACCAUGCUGCUUUGUCACCAUUUCUGAUGAAUGGAAAUUUAAGAAUCUCAUGUUAAUUUCUUUGUAAACAAAAAAAAUUCAUGUCCUACAUUGUCCACAGUGAAGUAAAAUAAAUAUUACUUUUGUUCUCUCUAUGUGGCAGCUUGGUAUGGAUGGAUUUCAAUGUAAAUUUACAAUGAAGACAGUCACAGAAUUGCACCACAACAGAUAUGUACAACCCCUGGCAAAAAUUAUGGAAUCACCACUCUUGGAAGAUGUUCUUUCAAUUGUUUAAUUUUGUAGAAAAAAAAUAAAUCACAGACAUGCCACAAAACUAUCAUUUCUCAAACUGUCAACCCU